Messenger RNA from Cotesia glomerata, 654 nucleotides. Its product is annotated as secreted acidic protein 2-like. Lineage: Eukaryota; Metazoa; Arthropoda; Insecta; Hymenoptera; Braconidae. The record is from RefSeq and is a predicted model, not a curated record. The transcript is spliced from 2 exons. Bases 16 to 507 code for a protein of 163 amino acids.
GUUUUAAUUGACAAAAUGAUAACGCUUUUUUGGUUAAAAAGUGGUAGUGACGAGGAAGCUACUCGUGAAUCACCAGAAGGUAGUAAUAAUGAAGAAGCUAGUCGUGAAUCUCCAGAAGGUGCAGAAGAUACUCGCGAUCCUCCAGAUGGUGAAGAUUAUACUCGUGAUCCUCCAGAAGGAGAAGAAGAUACUCGUGAUCCCCCAGAAGGUGAAGAUGAUACUGAUAAUUCUCAAAGUGAUAAAAGAAGUGAUGAAGAAGCAACUGAUGAUGAUGGUGAUGGUUCACCCGAAGAUACUUAUAGCCAAGAAGAACAAAAAACUAUCAGGAUCGGUCAAAAAGACAUUGUAGAUGAUGAAGAAGCUACUGAUGAUAAUAAAAUGUUUGAUGAGUCUGAUUUGAUUGAACCCUGGUUAAAACGUCUUAAUAUCGAAUCUGGUUCAGAAAAUCAAAAUAAUCAAACGGAUUUAGACUCUAUAAUUGAGAAAAAUUUGGACUCUGGAUUAUAAUAGAGAAGGUUAUAGCGAAAUUUUAGGGGUUGAAAGUCGACCGGUAACUCCUGAUAUUGUUCCUCAAAUUAAUGGUCAAUUUAGAUACAAUUCACCAGGCCCUUCAUCUUCUUCUUCUUAACAUAUUACUGCAAAUUAGAAUAUUUA